Cylindrotheca closterium is the source of this 2145-nucleotide messenger RNA. The record is from the annotation of a GenBank genome assembly. NCBI's taxonomy places the organism in Eukaryota, Bacillariophyta, Bacillariophyceae, Bacillariales, Bacillariaceae.
AUGGCGACGGCACCGACAGUCUCAGAAGCGGAUGUCAUCUUGCCGCCUCCUACUGCAUUAAAUCCCAUUCCGGAGCUUUCAGCUGCUUUGCGAUUAGACAAUCAAGAGCAAUUGAUAGAGCUGUUGCAAAGGAAUCCAACUCCAGCUGCUCCGUUUGGAGGCGCUGACUUUCGCCAGCUCCUCAUUUUUGGGUCCUCCAGUUUGAGAACGCUGCUUCUGAGGCAAGUCUUAAAUGAUCCGCAUAAACGCCGAUCAAAGGAGAAGCAAACAAAAAAGAACUGGGACAAUGUCAAUACGUAUCAGUAUCCAAAAUCACUGCAGGGCAGCAUUGCCGGGACAAGGCUUUUGGAACAGACCUCUCUUGCCUCCUCGCCGUCCUUUUCCGUCGCAACUGGCUUGGAUGGGGCUGCUGAAGUAUCUUUCAAAGAUCAAGAAGACGACGAGUUUCAACAUGUGGACGUGCUUACCUACUUUGUUCGUCCAUGGGACAUUGGCCAAACUCAGGCAGUGACCCGCAAGAUCCAUAGCUGGAAGAAGAAGGUACAUCAUCGAAUAGUGUACAUUCCACAGCCAACUGCUUUAGUAAUGCAAAUAUUGCAAGAUUUGGGUCUUGCAGCUGCUCCGAAUGUGAGCAUCGCAUCCCUUCAAUUGGAUUUGUUCCCAAUUGAGACGGACGUUUACAGUUUGGAGUAUGAAUUGGCUGUGAAGGAUGAUUUGGUCGAGAAAACGCCGUCUACAAUGAUCACAACUUGUGCACGAGCCUUGCUGAAACUUCAGGAUAUCACCGGCAAAAUUCCCAGAAUUCAGUCCAUUGGAACAACGUCUGAGAAGGUGCUGGAUCGAUUUCUGAAUCAAUCAGUAGAUGAAUACCUUUCUUCGCCAGAACGCGAUCAAGAUGAAGAAGCCUCCACACCGUUGCCAAAUAGCCACAUCGCAAUGUUGUUUAUUGAUCGGAAGAUUGAUAUGGUCACCCCCAUGUUGACUCCAUUGACCUACGAAGGCUUGUUGGACGAGGUUGUAGGAAUUGAAACCGGAUUCAUACAAGUCGAUGUCAAUACAAUCAAUCCUGAGGACGAUGUGGAGAAAGAAGAUAAAAAGAAGUCGACAAACCCAUUCGGGCCUGUUUCGAAGAAAGCAGAGGUCGUUUCUCUCGGAGUCCAUGCUGGAGACUCUUUGUACGCCGAAGUCCGAGACCAACACGUUGAAAAGUUUGGCUCUUUCUUGCAAAACCAGGCAUUGGCAUUGCGAGAGAGCCACGCCAACUUUACAAACAAGGGGACCAAGAAAGAUCUUCAAGAAAUCCACCAGUUCGUAAAGCAGAUUCCAGUCUUUACCCAGAACUUGAGAAGUCUGACCAAUCACAUCCACUUGGCGGAACUCAUCAAGGCUGAGUCCGAACAAGUCAGUUUCCGAGAGCAGUGGCAAACAGAACGAAGCAUGAUUGAAGGUGAAGUCUGCAGUGAUAUUAUGGAGGAGUGGAUAUGCAGCCGAUAUCCACCUUGGAAGGUUCUUCGAAUGCUCUGUUUGCAGAGUCUUUGCACGGGUGGACUCAAAUCAAAUCGAUACGAUGCCUUCCGAUCUUUGAUUGUUGAGAGCUAUGGGUACGAAUUCUUGAUGAUGCUUCAUGAGCUGGAGAAGUCUGGAUUGAUUCGAAGAAAGGAAAACUUCUUCAUUGACAGCAACAGUUCUUCUUUUGCAAGCCUUCGAAAGUCCCUCAUUCUCAUCAAUGCCGAGGUGGACACCGUCGAACCCGAUGAUGUCUCCUAUGUCAGCUCUGGCUAUGCCCCACUGACAGUGCGUUUGGUCCAAUCGGCUGUCCAAGGAUGGUCGAAAAAGAAGGACAUUGUAGAGCAAUUGCCCGGGCGGAUCUUGGAUAUCCAGCAGUGCCAUCCACCAUUGGAUAUGAACUCAACACUGAAGACUCAAAAUCCUCCCGUAACCACGGAUAGUCUUGGUUCAUAUGCCAAAGCAGCACGCACCGAAACCAGCAAACCUGUUUUGUUUGUGGUGUUCUUGGGCGGAGUCACAUUUAUGGAGAUUGCCGCUCUUAGAUUCCUGUCGAAGCGACCCUCCUUCCCAUUUACCAUUAUUGUCAUUACUACGAAAAUCAUCAACGGAAGCACUCUUUUGCAGUCACUAGGAUAG